Messenger RNA from Suillus subalutaceus, 1419 nucleotides. RefSeq names its product MFS general substrate transporter. The record is from RefSeq and is a predicted model, not a curated record. Lineage: Eukaryota; Fungi; Basidiomycota; Agaricomycetes; Boletales; Suillaceae. The coding region runs from base 1 to 1419 and encodes 472 amino acids. Gene Ontology annotation, cellular component: membrane. Gene Ontology annotation, molecular function: transmembrane transporter activity. Gene Ontology annotation, biological process: transmembrane transport. The transcript is spliced from 15 exons.
AUGGGCUCGUUACGCGACGAUGACAUCGAGCUGGACUCCGAAAAGCAAUUUGCCCUGAAUCCCAGAGAACGAGCACGCAUUCUGCGCAAGAUCGAUUGGCACCUGUUACCUUUCGUGACGAUAUUUUUUUUGUUGUCGUUCUUAGACCGGGCCAAUAUUGGAAACGCGACGAUCGCUGGAAUGACCACAAGCCUGAAAUUGACUGGCUUCAAGUACAACAUCGCUGCAGCUGUCUUUUUUAUCCCGUACAGCUUUGCUGAGGUCCCCUCGAACAUUGUGCUCAAGCUAUGCAGACCAUCACGCUGGUUACCAUCUAUCAUGGUCGCGUGGGGUGUUGUGAUGACCCUUAUGUGUCUCGUCAAUUCGUACCAAUCUCUCGUCAUAGCUCGAGUGUUCCUCGGUUUGACAGAAGCAGGAUUAUAUCCAGGAGUGAAUUACUACAUCUGCCUUUGGUAUCCACGUUCGGAGCGGUCCAAACGCAUUGCCAUAUUCUUCUCCGCAGCAUCAGUCGCAGGUAUGCAGUAUUUUAAUAUGUAUGGUAUUGAGCGGAUGGAUGGGAUCGGAGGAUUGUAUGGUUGGCAAUGGAUUUUCUGCUUGGAAGGCAUUGCCACUGUUCUCGUUGCGACUUUCUCUUUUUUCUAUAUGCAUGAUUAUCCUGAAACGGCCAAAUUUUUGACCGAGCCAGAGAGAUUAUACAUCAUAGAUAUGCUCAAAAAGGAUUCGAGUCAUCUUUCCUCUCGCUUCGACACUCGAUUCAUCUGGCAAGCCACAAAAGAUUACAAGACCUACGUCCAAAUGCUCAUUUAUUUGGGGUUACUCGUCCCUGGUUAUGCCAUCGCCCUCUUUUCGCCAACCAUCAUUAACGAGCUUGGGUACUCUGCUGCUAACGCCCAGCUACUCUCAGUCCCACCAUUUGUUGCCGGCGCUAUUGCAACAGUCAUAUUUGGCAUCUAUUCUGACAAGUACAAUCUUCGUGGGCCGUUCAUCAUUGGCGGUGCGCUUGUGUCCCUUGUUGGAUACAUCUUGCUGUAUUGCAGCGUACAAGCGGGCCCGUCGUACGUUGGAGCUUGUCUGGCCGCUGCGGGAAAUUUUCCGACCGUCCCAGUCAUUCUUGCUUGGGCAGGUUCGAAUGCAGGAGGCGACUUAAAGCGUGGAGUUGUACUAGCAAUGGUCAUUGGUAUUAGUAACCUUGGAGGUGUUUGCUCCUCCUUUAUUUAUAUCGAUCCGCCACGUUUCCACAUUGGGCAUGGCACCAACAUGGGAUUCAUCUCUCUUUCAAUCAUAAUGAGCCUCUUCGCUAUGUGGAACUAUAAUCGGCUGAAUAGAAAGAAAGAAGCGCAGUGUCUGGCAGAAAACAUUACCAACGACAGAGGAUACGAAUUCCAGGACAUGGCCGAUGCCAGUCCGCUUUUCAGGUAA